Mobula hypostoma (lesser devil ray) is the source of this 2253-nucleotide messenger RNA. Its product is annotated as neuronal PAS domain-containing protein 4B-like. Gene Ontology annotation, molecular function: RNA polymerase II transcription regulatory region sequence-specific DNA binding; protein dimerization activity; DNA-binding transcription factor activity, RNA polymerase II-specific. The coding region runs from base 1 to 2253 and encodes 750 amino acids. Lineage: Eukaryota; Metazoa; Chordata; Chondrichthyes; Myliobatiformes; Myliobatidae. The transcript has 8 exons. Gene Ontology annotation, biological process: regulation of transcription by RNA polymerase II. The record is from RefSeq and is a predicted model, not a curated record.
AUGUACAGGUCGACGAAGGGAGCAUCGAAAGCGAGAAGAGACCAGAUCAACGCGGAGAUCAGGAAUUUGAAGGAACUCUUACCCAUUUCGGAGGCUGACAAGUCGAGACUCUCUUAUCUACACAUUAUGUCCCUGGCGUGCAUCUACACCCGGAAGUCGGUCUUCUUCAACCCGGGCAUCGACGCGGAGGAGUGCCUGCCCCUGAUCUCGCCGCAGGAGUUGGCGGACUUUGUGCAGUCCCUGCCCGGCUUUCUCAUGGCGCUGAGCAGCGAGGGGAAGCUCAUCUACGUGUCCGAGAACGUCUCCGACCACCUGGGCCACUCACUGGUGGAUCUGGUGGCGCAGGGCGACAGUAUUUACGACAUCACCGACUCCCUGGACCAUUUGGUGCUGAGCACUCAUCUGAUGCAGACCUCCUCGCCGGAGACGGAGCGUCUCUUCCGCUGUCGGUUCAACACCUCGCGCUCCGUACGGCGGCAGAGCGCCGGCAACAAGAUGGUGCUGAUCCGGGGCCGCUAUCACCAGCCCCCGGUCGGCACGUACUGGUCGUCCAAGCCGGUCUUCAUCGCCUUCUGCUCGCCGCUGGACACCCGGCCGCGGCUCUUCGAAAACCACCUGUUCCUCUCCUUCUUCCAGAGUCGCCACUCCAAGGAUAUGAUGUUUGUCGAGGCUUCCGACAGUGUCUCUUACUACCUGGGAUACCAGAACAGUGAGCUGGUCGGCAAGUCGUGGUAUAACCUCGUUCACCCCCAGGACCUGUCGCACGCCUCCACCCACCACUACCGCUUAGUGAGCGGACGGAGCGAGGCCAAGACGGAGAUGGUGGUGCGCCUCCAGAGCAAAGACGGCCUGUGGGUUUGGGUCUACCUGGCUGCGCAGGUGGAGUGCGCCGAGGUCCCCGUCCUGUGCCACAACUAUGCCAUCAGUGAGAAUGAAGCCUGGUGUCUCCGGCAGCAGUUGUCCGAGGAGGAGAUGGACAACCAGUUGUUCGCCUACGCCCUGCCUGCUCCGCCGCCUGCGCUGGAGUCCCCCUCCUAUUUGUCCAGCCCCGACACCGUCUUCACCCCGCUGUCCGGCACCCCGACCAGCGGCGUCUCGGCCCAGUCCUUCGACUUCAGCGGCAUCUGCCUGGAGUUCGUGGAGGGUCCCACCGCCGCCGCGCCCCCCGAGGAAGGGGACGGAGGACGACUUCUGGCCCCGAGAGGCCCCCAAAGCCAGGGCGAGGUGGAAAGUCUGCCCGGUACCGACCCCGGCUCCUCGGAGCUCCCGGAGCUGGCCUACGGCGACUGCGUCUUCGGGGGCGAGUCGCCCACCCCUCCUUGCACCCCUCGCCUGCCGGGCGCAGCCUUCGCCUUCGGGGGGUGCGACGGGUACGGCCCGGCCGCCGGCGAGCUCUUCUACCGCACCGAGGUGUGUGCCCCACUCUACGAGAAGCUGCCGCCGUCCCCGGAUAGUCCCGGCAACGGCGGGGGCAUCUGCGCCAUGAUGGGAUUCCCCAAACUGCGGGUUCCCCUCUCCAUCCACGUCCCCAGGACCCCGGAGGGGCUCCUCACCCCCGAGGCCUCGCCCAUCAAGAUGCCAGCCGCCGGCUGCUUCGGCUACCUGGACGGAAAGGAACGCGCGGAGGCCAUGAACUGGCUCAACCACUCGGACCCGGGCGAGAUCCUCCCCGCGGGAGGAUCCCCCACUCAAGCUUCCCCUCUCUCGACCGCCGCCGCCCCCUUCCUGGACUUCCAAGACCCCAAGCCCUGGAGGGGCGUGGACUUCGCCGCGGUGAACUACGCCCCGCAAGAGGAGGAGGAGGAAGACGAGGGCGACGACGUGAUCGAGAACCUCCUGAAGGACCUCGAGGCCCCCGCGGUGGCCGGCGGUACCCUCGGUCCCACCUGCUCGCCGAAGGCCGGCGGCUCCGGGGGCCCCGGCGCUGCGGAGCCGGAGGUCGCGACGAGCCCGGACUCCCGCUCCGCUACCGACCUCUCCCCAGAAGAACAAUCCUUCCUCGAAGAAUUAGCUUCGUACGAAACAGUAUUUGAGACCUAUGUCUCAAGACCCCCCUGUGACGGGUUCAACGCUGAGUUGCAUCAACUCCAGAGACGCAGCCAGGGAUACUUCCAGCAAGGUCUCACCGACGGGGAGGAGGCUGCAUCAGGAGCACCGGACACGGCAGACGACCCCCAGCACCGCCUCACCUGGACGGACUGUUCGGGGGCACCAUGCGCGGAGGAGAGGAAGGAGGUGAAUGGACAGGUGUAG